AUGGGGCAGCGAGUUAGUGGUCUUGUCGACCAUCUCAACCCCUUCUCAACAAAUAAUCCAGCUCCAGAGGUGUCAGAUGACUUCAGAAGACGUCGAGCAUCCCGGGAAGAUCCGAGUUCGGAUCAUUUCUUCUUUGGAUCCCAUUUUCUGAUGGGAGGAAAAAGAUUCGAAGUGGCUAAACCUGAAGCAUUUCUGUUUGGACAGAACUCGGACUUGGAUUUGUUCGGAUCUCCUGUCAAAGUAAGCUUCCAGCAUCACUUUCAUGUUGUUAUAGUUUCCCUACGGCGGCGUUUCGGAGACAGUUGGUGCAUUAAAUGCCUUGGUUAACAUCCGAAAGGAUUCAAUCAAGAUUGUUAGGUAAGGUGUUAUUUUAUUAUCUAUAAUUUUUUAGGAAUGAAAGAGAAGGACUCUAUAAUCUCGAAUUCAUAUUCGAUACUGAUGUUAAUUGUUACAUCCAAGUUCACUACUGUGCCCGGGAAUUAAUUGAAAACAAUUUGUUUAAAUUUGACGUCCGACUGCCCGACAUGAAGCCAUCUGAGAAGUUUUAUUUUAGCAUUGGUGCCAACCAAGUGUUUAACCGCUUGACAUUAGAGGAAUGUCAGUUCGAUCCUCAGAAAGUAAGGAUUCCUAUUAUUGUCAAGACCUUUUUUAGAUAAAUUAUAAUGGUGGAUUCUGGUACCCCGUCGUGAUUGAGAUUCGCACAGCAGACGAGGAAUGUGGGUUCAAAGAACAAGUGCAAAUAACAAUGUGCAUAUUCGAGAAGAGUUCCAAUGCUGGCUGUCCUUAUGCACUGAAGCCCCUCAAACAAAAAUUGAUAACAGAUGGAGUAAUAUUCGUAAUGCAAGAAGUUUUCGGCAUUGAAAACCGAGAAACUGAUCGAGAUCGCGCCUUUGAAUGUGUCGUCUGCCGGGAUAAUCCGAGCGACACCUUGCUCCUUCCUUGUCGGCAUCUCUGUAUCUGCAACCAAUGUGAUUCUGAUUUCCUUAGUAACGUAAGUACAAAAAGGGUUUACUCAAAAGCUAAAUAUUAUAGGUGAAGGAAUGCCCUAUCUGCCGUACUCCCGUCAAAGCAUUACUCACAUUGAACGCAGUAAAGUCAAUUGAGAUUGGAACGAAAGGCCAUAAUUCAGCGUGAGUAAUUAUGUUCUCUCUGUGACGUUAUAAUUUAGAAUCGAAUCGGUUCAUCUAACUGAAGCCUUAAAUGGUCCCUUUAUGUUGUCCAGAGCAGGGUCAAGACGUUCAGUUAUCUCCCGAAGAUCAAGUCAAACCUCGUCUCUGAGGUCGAAAAGGAAUGCGACCUUGGAUUCUCGAGGCUCUUCUGGCCAGUUGCAAGUAUUCCCCCCAAGUAUUCAUGAAAAUCCAGCCAGUGAGUGUAUAGAACUCGAGGAUAUCGUGAGUGUCACCUGA
Bursaphelenchus xylophilus (pine wood nematode) is the source of this 1406-nucleotide messenger RNA. The record is from the annotation of a GenBank genome assembly. Lineage: Eukaryota; Metazoa; Nematoda; Chromadorea; Rhabditida; Aphelenchoididae.